AUGUCGCAAAAUGUGAAAUCUCAUGUUUAUUAUGUGAACAAAGAGGAGGCUGCUGAAAAAUUCAGAGAGUGCGCAAGGGUGUACACAGAAGCUGAGUUUCUGCAAAAGUGUGGUGAAUUUAAAAGGAGGUACCCAACCGCUGUCACUUAUCUUGAAAAAAGGCAGGAAGGUGGCACAGAGACCAUCAAUAGUGUGAAAUACUGGAGAAGAUGUUAUUUUCCUGGUGAAAGGUACAACAUUGACACUAGUAAUAGUGUAGAGUCGAUAAAUGGUGUUUUUAAGAAAGCUAGGAGGUUACCAAUUUUGGCCAUGAUCGAUGUGAUUGUAGCAAAAUUUAGUGAAUGGUUUAACAGACAUAGGAAGGAGGCUGCAUUUGGUCAGGUGACAGAGAAAUUAGUGCCUUAUGUGGAGAAUAUAUUGCACUUGAGAUGUUUAGUUGCCAAGAAACUAGUUGUUGUGGAACUAAACAGUUUCGAGUUCAUAUACAAAGUUACUGGAAAAGAUGGAAAUGCUUAUGUGGUAUACUUGUUACAGAAAACUUGUGAGUGCAAGCAUUUUGACAUAGACAAGUACUCCUGUGUACAUGCGUUAGCUGCAGCUAUGAAAUGCAACGAACAAAAAGAUGGAUCCAGGUAUUUCUAUUACCAUGAUCUGUGCUCUAGAUAUUAUUGGACUGACCAGUAA
Molecule: messenger RNA, 684 nt
Organism: Eutrema salsugineum
Lineage: Eukaryota; Viridiplantae; Streptophyta; Magnoliopsida; Brassicales; Brassicaceae
Exons: 1
Coding region: 1-684 (227 amino acids)
Molecular function (GO): zinc ion binding
Source: RefSeq, a predicted model, not a curated record